Messenger RNA from Ectocarpus siliculosus, 399 nucleotides. The record is from the annotation of a GenBank genome assembly. Lineage: Eukaryota; Phaeophyceae; Ectocarpales; Ectocarpaceae.
AUGGACUUCCGCGUGGCGACGUACAAUAUCCUCUGCAGCCACCUGGCGGAGCCGACCUGGUUCCCUCAGUGCAGCCCUAGGAACUUGGAUGCUCCCACCCGGUUGAAGAGGGUCAAGCACAAGCUGGAUGCGGAGAUAUCGAAAGGGUCUGUGAUAUGCCUGCAAGAGGUGGGCAUCCAGUGGGCAGGCGACCUACACGUGUACUUCAUGGCCCGGGGGUACGCGUUCGUGACGGCGCAUUACGGCAUGCACUUCAACAACUACACGGGUGAGGCGCUGGUUGGGCAUCCGAGUAUGCACUGCAGUCACGACCGGCGAAGACCUGUUGUUGCCACACUGACUGCUGUGUGUUCCCGCAUCCCACAAGGAAAGAGUGUGGCUACGAGAACUUCCUGCUGA